AUGGUUGGCCUGGGACCUCGCCCGCCGCCCUCGAGGAAAGGGUCCAAGGCGGAUAUCCCCAUGAACCUCCUCGAGGAGGUGCGGAGGCUGGAGGAGCUCUUCGUUGUCGACCAGAAGAAGCUCAAGGAAAUCACCGAUCACUUCAUUUCGGAGCUGGCCAAGGGCUUGAGCGUCGAGGGCGGCAGCAUCCCCAUGAACCCGACCUGGGUCAUGUCCUUCCCAGACGGCUAUGAGACGGGCACUUUUCUCGCCCUCGACAUGGGAGGCACCAAUCUCCGCGUCUGCCAAAUCACCCUGACCGACCAAAAGUCCGAGUUCGACAUCAUUCAGUCCAAGUACCGCAUGCCCGAAGAGCUCAAGACAGGCAAAAGCGACGAGCUCUGGGAGUACAUUGCAGACUGCCUGUACCAGUUCAUCGAGACGCACCACGGCGACUGCAAGAUGGAAAAGCUGCCCCUCGGCUUCACCUUCUCCUACCCCGCCACCCAAAACUACAUCGACGCGGGCGUUCUUCAGCGAUGGACCAAGGGCUUCGACAUUGCCGGCGUCGAGGGUGAGAACGUCGUGCCCAUGUUCGAGGCUGCGCUGGCCAAGCGCGGCGUGCCCAUCAAGCUAACGGCAUUGAUCAAUGACACGACGGGAACCAUGAUUGCCUCGGCCUACACUGACCCCAAGAUGAAGAUUGGCUGCAUCUUCGGCACCGGCUGCAACGCCGCCUACAUGGAGGACUGCGGCUCGAUCCCCAAGCUCGCGCACAUGAAGCUGCCCGCCGACACACCCAUGGCCAUCAAUUGCGAAUGGGGUGCCUUUGACAACGAGCACAAGGUGCUACCCAGGACCGACUUCGACAAGGUCAUUGAUCGCGACUCUCCUCGGCCUGGUCAGCAGGCGUUCGAAAAGAUGAUUGCUGGUCUGUAUCUGGGGGAGAUUUUCCGCCUGGUCAUGGUGGACCUUCACGACAACCGGGAUGCCAAGGUGUUUGAGGGCCAGAACAUUGACCUGCUGCGCAAGCCCUACGCCUUGGACUCGUCGUUCCUGUCCGCGAUUGAAGAAGACCCUUUUGAGAACCUGCAAGAGACACACGACCUGUUCACAAAGAAGCUCAACAUUACUUGCAACCGCGGCGAGCUGGAGCUCAUGCGACGGCUGGCCGAGCUCAUCGGCACCCGCGCCGCCCGCCUCUCCGCCUGCGGUGUCGCGGCCAUCUGCAAGAAGAAGGGCUACAAGUCCUGCCACGUUGGCGCCGACGGGUCCGUCUUCAACAAGUACCCGCACUUCAAGGCACGGGGUGCCCAGGCCCUCCGCGAGAUCCUCGACUGGCCGGAGAAGACUGACCCCAAGGAAGAGGAUCCCGUCGAGAUUCUUGCCGCCGAAGACGGCAGUGGUGUCGGGGCUGCCCUGAUUGCCGCCCUGACUCUCAAGCGAGUCAAUGCAGGAAACAUGGCCGGCAUCCUGCACCCCGAGAAUUUCAAGUAA
Molecule: messenger RNA, 1476 nt
Organism: Hirsutella rhossiliensis
Lineage: Eukaryota; Fungi; Ascomycota; Sordariomycetes; Hypocreales; Ophiocordycipitaceae
Product: hexokinase domain-containing protein
Exons: 6
Coding region: 1-1476 (491 amino acids)
Biological process (GO): glucose 6-phosphate metabolic process; intracellular glucose homeostasis; glycolytic process
Cellular component (GO): mitochondrion; cytosol
Molecular function (GO): glucokinase activity; D-glucose binding; mannokinase activity
Source: RefSeq, a predicted model, not a curated record